CAUAGGACUUAACACAUUGGACCAAACUCGUGUAGUAUUGCACAUUGGACUUUUCAAGAUUAAAUUUAAAUCCUGAUUUAAAAUUAACAACUUUUUUCAAAUAAAUAUGAUCACCCAAUCCUCACGCAACGUGUAGGUAACAGCUGAUUGAUAACAUGAAAUGUUUCAAUGCUUCCAGUGCGAAAGAGAGAAACCGUUAGGACAGAAAAACAACCAAUCAGCGCUCUCGUCUGCAUCUGUCAGAUAGGUGCUGACAAAUCAACCUAUACGACAAUGUAAACAUUCUUUGCCUGGGUGCGGAUAGAACUUUUAAUAUUUUUCAAGCUUUUGAAUGUUUUUUUAGAUUAUUUUCCAAUGUGGGGCUAGAUUCUUGUUGCAGAGUGAUAAAUUAGAGUUCAGGUGCUGGCCGGAACGAGAAGACGAGCUGGGGACUGCAGGAGUGUAAAAAGAAAAUGAGCAAGCAACCACUUGGCUGUCGCUGGUGUCCUGAAGGCGGUUCGCUGUGGCAGUCCAGUGGGUAGAGACUUACUCGUCGUCAGUAGUGAUGGAAGUAGCAUCAGUAGUAAGAAGCACCGGUCGAAUGGCGAGUGGUACGAGAAUAAAGGCCGGAAUCGGCACUCGAUCCGCGAUCCAGGGAAAAGGACCGUCAUCGGUACAAGCACAGAUCUUCGUCGGGUAAAUCGUCGAGUUCGCUGUCCUCGAAGCACCACCGCAAGGAACGCCACCGAAAGCUGCCCACUCUUCGUCGUCCUCGGAUCGGUAUCCGCACAGUGGAGCAAUUAGCAGGCGAGAAUCGAUCGCGAGUGUUACGGAGGACUGUCUGCGGCAUCGUAAGCGUUCCAGCUCCGGUGGUUCCGCCCGAAGAAGAUAAAGUGUUAAGUUUUGACCAAAAUUUUUUUUGCCAAGUUUGGUAUUGUUAGUUUAAAAAGAUGUAAAAUUUCUAUUUCGGUAGUUACUAAAUAUGACAGAAAAAGAAACAGAUUUGGGAACAUAGAAUCAAUAAUUAUUGAGAAAGGAUUUAUUGAGGAGCGAUUUGCGAACGGGAAGGUUCCCUUGAAUGAUUCCUUGACCCUUAAUCUGGACCAAGGUCACACGCUCUCCUGCCGAUACCUGAUCAACCCGUCGACCUCCAGCGAGUUCAUGUACAAGGUCCAACGUCAGCGCAAGACUCACGCUGGAACAGCUGGAACUCUUUCCGGCGGACGCCGCCGCCCUAGAGGAAGAGCUGGGGGACUUUCGAAUCAAGGUGGGCCGAACCAGCAGUAAAAGGAUUCGGCCCAGUAUGCUGCGGCUGCGUCAGUGCGAAGUGGCCACGCUGCAGUUCGUGCUGGAUGCGUUUGAGAGUGGCGGCGAUGCAAGCGUGAGGAUUCACCGCAAGCUGACGCCGUUCAAGUGUGGCAUCGUGUGUCUUUCCGACAAUCCCGCCCUGAUGCCGGAGUUGCGUGACCAGGCCAAACACCUGUGCAACGUGCUGCGCAAAGCGAACCUUCCCGUGCUCGACUGCUCCGAGCGUAACGGCGGUCGUUCCCUGGCCAAACAGUUGCACCAUCUCGACUCGAUUGCCGUCCCGUACUGCCUGCUGCUGCGCGACCAGUGUCUCCAGAAUGGCCUCUUUCAGGUGCGGUACCGCGUCACCACCCUCAGCGAAACGAUUCACAUCUCGGAUUUACCAGAAUAUUUAUUGAAAAUAGUAACAAGUUGAGUUUAAUAAAUA
This is a messenger RNA of Culex quinquefasciatus (southern house mosquito), 1714 nucleotides long. RefSeq names its product DNA polymerase subunit gamma-2, mitochondrial. Lineage: Eukaryota; Metazoa; Arthropoda; Insecta; Diptera; Culicidae. Gene Ontology annotation, cellular component: cytoplasm; mitochondrion. Bases 1283 to 1702 code for a protein of 139 amino acids. The record is from RefSeq and is a predicted model, not a curated record. The transcript is spliced from 4 exons. Gene Ontology annotation, biological process: mitochondrial DNA replication.